Messenger RNA from Caenorhabditis auriculariae, 12997 nucleotides. The record is from the annotation of a GenBank genome assembly. NCBI's taxonomy places the organism in Eukaryota, Metazoa, Nematoda, Chromadorea, Rhabditida, Rhabditidae.
AUGACGUCGACGAGCGUCGCGAUCGACGACGAGUCGACGUCGACGUCGGCAGCCGGGCCGUCUUCUUCGACGGGCCAGCCCAGGAAACGAUCGGCUCGCCCUCUAACAGGUGAACUGAAUUGUUUGCAUUGGAAUCAUCAUUUUCUUCAGUAUCGAAUCUCCGAAUGCGUGCCAGAGCCGCAGCGGAACAAGAUGGUGAGCCGACGCGAGUUAUCAUCAACGUCGAAGAGGAGAAUGUCGCCGAGCAGGACGAGCCUUCGACUUCUGCCGAGGUCAUCGAGGUGCCCCUGGAGCCGAAUGAAGAACAGACCGUCGAAGAGACCCCAAUGACAGUCCCCAACGGGAAACCAGAGACGAAUGGACUCCCGGCAGGCGCCCCUGCGGUCUUGCCUCCCACGUCAGCCGCUUCCAAAUUCUCCUUGAUGACUAAGGUGAUUAUUGGACGAGAAGUUGGAGUUUGAUGUUGAAGGGAUUUAGUUUGCGUUAAACAGUGAACGGGAGAGUUAAAGGAAUAUAUAUUGAUGCUAAUGUUCAAAUUUUAAAAGCCGUAGCGCAAAAGGGUAGGUAUCUGUCUACGGUCCAAAGGGUCCCAAGUUCGAUCCCCGCCGCGGCCCAACCAAGAGUAUAAGAAAUGUUGGUAGUAGAGCAAUAAAAAAAAACUCGGCUUUAUAAUCCACAGCCGUCUUCUACGAGAACGGAUAGGUUACUAGAACCAGCUCACCGGGCGGUUUUGCGCAAAAUUACAAAUUGUGCUCACGGCGUGUCUGGUCUUACAGUAAUCGAAAAUUGGUGUUAUGAAAAAAACACCAGCGAAAAUUCAAACGGCGACUUUUCCGAUUUUUCAUAUCGCUAGGGAACUUUCCGACGGCCACCUUUCCGACGAAAUUUUUUCCGACUUUUUCCCUUAUAUUUUUCUGUUUAUAAGACAUCUAUUUACAUUUUUUUUUUCCUAUUUCUUUGUGUUUUAAUCAUGAACCAACUACCUACUUCAUAUAGGAAGAUUUAAAACGAAGAUUUUAUCGAGAAAAAAAGUCGGAAAAAGAUUUGUCGGAAAGGUGGCCGUCGGAAAGUUCCCUAGCGAUUUGAAAAAAUCGGAAAAGUCGGCGUUUGAAUUUUCGCUGGUGUUCUUUUCAUACCACCCGAAAAUUAUCAAAAUCAAGUUUUUUUUUUUCCUUUUCAUUCAGUCGCCCAACGUUCUUCUUUGUAAAAAAGCUGUUAUCUCGUAAUUAAAGCCAAAAGAAACUUAAAAAUACUUCCAAUGUUUCGAAAAAUGAACGCUUGCGUUCGGUGUACGGCCAAUGCGCACGCUUACGAACAUUGAAUUUUUCAAAACAAUAAGAGUUUUAAAAAACAAAAAACGAGACGAAGGCAUGGGUUUACCGUAGACAGAGCGUGAAAAAAAUGAAGCCGUUGAAAUUGAUAAGUUUUAUUUAAUAUUCAAUGAUUUUAGAGAAAAACAAUUACUCGAGUGUCAUUUUCGAUUUGAUUCCGCGAAAUUGAAAAAAUGCGAAAAGAUAUCUAAAUUUCGGAAAAUCAGAGAUAAGUUCGAAUUUACUGGAAACUACUUCUGAACACGGCAUAGAUGAAGUUUUUUAGAGCAUUUCGUCUGAAAUUUAAGAGUGAUCAAAAUUUUCUUCUUUCAAACUACCAAAAUAAGAGGGAGAAAAAAUAGCCUACUUCAAUUCUUCUCUUCAAAAUCAUGCGAUUUGAUAAAUAAAACGAGAUAAGUGAGGCGGGGAUUUCCCACUCAAAGAAAUCCCAUCACAAUAGCCUCAUCGUUGGCUUUUCCUUCAUUUUACCUCUCUUUUUUUCUUUUUUGUUAUUGAUUUUUUCAGCUCUUACGGCGGAAAAAUCGGGUUCAUAACACGGAGUCAACAGAGCAAAGCGAGUUCAUGCAGGUUUUAAAAGAUUUUAAGAAGAAAAAAGAGAUAAUUUUUUAGAAAUACGGUGUCGGCAAUGGUACGGGUCCACAGGAAGCGGCGGCUCCUGAUAAUGAAGCUAUCCAGGGUAAAAAUAUAUUUUUUUUCAGAUCUUUUUUUCUCGGUUUUUUUAUUUGAAUCAUAUGUAUUUUUUUGGCUCCUGGAGUUACUAUUUUUUUGGCGAAUCGAUGGUUUAAAUUCGCUCAAUAUUUUUCAAUUAAAAAUUAUUGUAUAUAUUGCGUCAAGAAUAAGCUUAUGUGUCAGGCUGGUCUGGGCCGGCCCGGGCUUCGGGCAUAAUUUUUGCAUAAAGUCCUGCCCGGGCUUGCGCCAAAAUUUUUGGAUUUUAUUAUAAAGAUUUUCAGCCUGAAACAAAGUUUCUACCAAAAAAGUUUUAUAUCAGUGAAAUCAUAAAUUCCGUCUUGAACUUGAAGUUCAAAAAAUAGCAACAAAUGUGAUCUUUGUCGUAUGAAAGCUUGAUAUUUUACUUUUAAAAAAAUUUGAGCUUUAUUCCGGCCAAUCUUUUCAUUAGAACCUGGCGAAGGUCGGGCCGGGUCGGGCUUAAAAGAUCGCCCGGGGUCGAUAGGCUGAUGGGCCGACCCUCGCAAAAGCCUGUUCAAAAACGGUGCAAGAUGAAUAAUCCAUCUCUAGCGAAAUAUCUCAUAUAUUUUCCCUCAAACUCAAUUUUCUAGGCCCAAGGUGGAAAAGGUAUCGGCACACGUACAAAACCUUCACGGUCGACCCGGCUUCCGAUAGAUAUUAUUAUUGGAAUGUGGUUGUGAGUUUCAGUUGGAAUUUAUUGAAAAUUAUAAUUUUUUUUAAACCAAAUUUGAUGAUUUAGAAUGUUUAUAGUCACAAAAAAAUGUUUUUACGUUAUAUUUCAAGCUUUUAUCCUACAAAAUUUAAUUUUUUUUGCAGGUAUCUGUGGCAUUUGUCUACAAUCUCGUGUUUGUCAUUGCCCGGCAGGUUUUCACUGAUUUAAUCGGUCCAACCGGCGUUUCCCUAUGUACUUAUGUUGAUAGAUCUACCAUUUUCAAUAGGACAACUGUCGUGGAAUGCACCAUCGAAAUGUUGACCAAUAUGAAGGUGGAUAUGCUUUUUUCCCUUUGAAAAAGCUUUUGUGAAAGCUUCAGGAUUAAACACGUUGAUUAGAGUUUUUGAGAAAAAAAAUGGAACACUUUUUCCUGAAAACUUUUUAGGAGUUAAAAAAAUCAAUUGAAAGAUUGAGCUACUGGAAAAUUGCAAGAAAAAAACCUGACUGUUUUGUGAUUUUUUUCAUUUUAAAAAUUCUUGAAAAAAAGGCAAAAAAAUAAUAUUUUUUUAUUGAUUUUUUUGGUUUACUGUAGGUGGGAAGUACGCAUUGACAGGUGUUCACGUACCAAACUUUUCUACACGCGCAAAGUAGCUUUUCUUCUCUUUUCUUCUCUUUUCUUUUCUCUUCAUUUCCUUUUUUCUUAUUUUUUUAAACUCUUUGGACUACUUAGUCAAUUUGAAAUUAUGUUCUUUGAUCUUUUGAAUGGAUAUUAUUCUGAUAGAUGGUUCUCAUCAAUUUUUUGAAUAUAAUUUUUUAAAGUUUUCAUCUAAAAUCGGACUUUUUCAGGAAAUGCCGGUGGUCAAACCUUACGCGGAUAUGGGUUGGAGUGAACAUGUGAUAACGAGAGGCCUUUGGUUCACCGCAGACGUUUUAAUGGACCUCAUUUAUUUAUUAGAUAUUUUUGUACGCACGAGAACAGGUUGGUUAUUGGAAAAAUGUGUCAAUUUUUCAAAAAACGACAAGCUUGACCUUGUGAAAAAGCAAAAAAAAAGAAUGGGCCGAACCGGGGAUUGAACCCGGGACCUCUCGCACCCAAAGCGAUAAUCAUACCACUAGACCAUUCGGCCGACGGUGAUUCCAUCAAUCUUUUGAUGGGAUGUUCUCUCUCGGCGCUGCGCGUAUCCUUUUUUGGAUCUGUCCAAAUAUCGGGAGAGAAGUCUCUCCAGUCUAUCUUUCGAUUCUGAGAUCAGAAAAAAGACGAAAAAAUGUGUAACUUGUUAAGUAAAAUUCAAAAAUCGUAAUUUUGGCCUUUAGGAAAUGGAAUUUAAGAGGACAUGUACAAGAUCUAUCAUAGAAAAGUGAUAAUAAUGAUUUCGUAGUUCUGAAAUUUUCGAAAGUUAUAAAGAAUUUAUAAGUUUUGUUUUUUUUUUCAAUCCAAAUACAGUUGAGCUGAUGAAAUUCUGUUGAGGUUUUCUAGGAUUUUGGCUUAGGUUUUUUUUUCCGAGAAUCGAAAAUGUAUUUUUGCAGGUUACUUGGACCAAGGUUUGGUGGUCCGAGAUGUCGACAAAAUCAAGAAGAUUUAUUUCGCCAGCACUCAGUGGAAGAUGGAUUUGGCCUCCAUUGUUCCAUUGGAUUAUAUCAUUGGUUUAUAAUUUUUCUGGUCGCGCUCAGAAUGGCUCAACGCGUUGCGGUUGCAUUGCGGUUCAAGUUAGAACUUCGAACUGCAUUCUGGCGCCAGAGACUUUUUAGUUUUUAUUUGCCGAGGCGGAAGUCGUUUUAGGUCGCACGCUAUAUUUAACUUUUUCGCAACCUUAAGCGUUGAGCCAUUCUCAGUGCGUAUCCAAAUAUAUAACAAAUGGACUGUUUUCGUAUAAUUUGUUUUCAGGAUGGCCCUGGCCGAUUUCUUGGUUCAGGGCGUUGCCGAUUAUCCGCGUAAAUCGAUUAUUAAGAGUUUCAAGGGCUAAAGAUUGUAUGGAGAGAACCGAGACGAGGUGAAUGGUUCAGAAAAACUUUCCUGACAACAUUUAAAUCGAACAUUUUUUUCGUAUAUUUUUCAUUUUUGAACGAGGUGUUUUUUUAAUACAAAUAUCAUAUCAACCAGCAUGGGAAAAAUCUUUAAGAGCUGAUUUUUUUCAAUUCGAGGGCUCUAACAAAAAGUUUUAUUCAAGAAAUAACCUUUUUGAACUAAAUUUUUGCAAUUUUCGGGUAGCAGAUUUGUACUUUUUUUUGACGAUGUGCCCAUUUUUUUUUACCUUUUUUCAUAUCUAGAUGAAUUGAUCCUUCGUCUUUUUUUCCGAAUCGGGCUUUUUUGCCACGGUUUUGCGCUUAACUUCCGUUUCAAUUUUUCACGAAUCAGAAAUAUGGAAAUAUUCGGACGUCUGAAGGUGCAAUGGAGUGAAAGAAUGUUUUCAGUAAUUAUUGAAAAUGUUCCUCAAAAGUUUCUCUUUUAUUGAGUCUUCUUCUAAAUCUCUCUGUUCUUCAUAAAUCCUUCCAAACAAGUUAAUUCUUUUUCCAGAAGUUCCAUGCCAAACGCAUUUCGUGUCCUUGUUGUCGUUUGGUACAUCGUUAUCAUUAUUCACUGGAACGCCUGUUUUUAUUUUUGGAUCUCUGAAACAAUUGGUCUCGGCUCGGAUAUGUGGGUCUAUGGCCAUCUCAACAAGCAGAGCCUUCCGGAGUGAGUUUCUUGAUUUUAAGGUUAAAAAAGGGGUUUUAAGCGUAUUUGAAUAGGAACUGCUCAAUAUUUGAAGAAAGUGUUCUGUUCAAUCUUGUGAAAAUUUAAUUGAUUCAAAUGUUCAUAACCAACUUCACGGAGCUCUAGGACAAAGGGAUUAUUAUUGAUUGAAUUGGAAAAAAAAAGUUUUUCUGAUAUUUUAUUAGUUUUCAGCUUUUCAAGCGUAACAACUGGGUGAUUUUUUUAGUUUCUCAACAUAAAAAAAUAUCAUAUUUUUAGAUUAUUAAAAUUGAAAUUUUUUUACGAAUUCGUUCCGAAUACAGCCUUCGGUGGUCCAAAGAAGAUAGAUUUGAAAUUUUUUUUAAAAAAAUUUUUUUUGAGAAAUAUUAUCAUUUUUUUCCCUAUAACAUUAUUUUUUUCAGCGAUGUCCCUGAUACACUGGUUCGACGUUAUAUUUACAGUUUCUACUGGUCAACACUGAUUUUGACGACUAUUGGAGAGGUCAUCUAGAAAUUUUGAAUCAAAAGAAAAAUUGUGAAGACAGUUUAGGUUUAAAAAAACGUCAGUUUUACGAUAUUUAGGGCGUUUUCUAAAGCAAAUUUUAGCCUUUUUUGACCUUUUAGAGUUGAAUUUUUAUCAUUUUCAGUAAAGAUUAACGUUCUCAAUCUUAAUAAUGUGAUUUUUCAAGCGUUUAUGAAUUUUUAAUGUCGAUUAUUAAGCAUUUUCAACUUCUCGGGUAAAGUCGGACUGGUGGAUAAUGAGAGAGGCUCCAAAAAAGCCGCAGAACGGCAGCAAUAAGAGUAUCUUUAUCGAGCCUUUCAUUUUUUCUAGGGUUCUAAAGGCUCAAGAAAAAAAAGGGAGAGGCAGCAAAAAUGGUGCGUAAGGGCCGAAAAAACGGCGCAAAAAGGCAACAAAAAAGGAGCUCUUGUCACCCUAAAAAACAUUUAAUGAAGCCCUUUUUCACCCUUUUCGACUUUGCCUAUGCUUUUCGUUUAGAAAUUAUAUUAUUUCCGACUUUUCUCCAUCAAAAUGAACGAAAAACGUUAAUUUUAGGUACCCAGCCCCGUGCAAAAUAUCGAAUUCGUCUUCGUCACGCUAGAUCUUAUGUGCGGCGUUUUGAUUUUCGCUACCAUCGUCGGUAACGUCGGCAGGUAUCGAACCAGUGACCCUUCUGGCGAAGGAGCCGACCGCUAAUCACUCGGCCAUUUGCAGCAUGAUCUCGAACAUGAGCGCCGCCAGGACCGAGUUCCAGAACAAAAUGGACGGAAUCAAGCAGUACAUGGAGUUGCGGAAGGUCAGCAAGCAGGUAAAAAUAAUCAUAUUGAGGCGAUUUUAAUAGAGGAUUUUUAGCUCGAAAUUCGGGUCAUAAAAUGGUUCGAUUAUCUCUGGGCCAAUAAGCAGUCGUUGAGCGAUCAGCAGGGUGACUUUUCCUUUUUUUUUUUAUUGGUUUUUUGAAUUUUUUUUCCAAUAAAUUGAUGAUUAUUAGUUUCUGAAAGUACCGAAAAUCAAUUUUUUCCGUUUUUUGUCAAUGUUUUUCUUGGAUAGGAACCAGCAAUCACUAGAAUACCAGCUGGAGCUCUUAGCCACUUUACCAACUUUCAAAUUCAAGAAAUUUACGCUUUGUGACUUUAAAAUGCUUAAAAAACAGAGUAGAAACAGUUGAAGAGUGAAAAAGUACUGAAAAUUGGUUAAUUAAACUUUUUUUGUUGAUAUUUUGCCCUUUUUGCGGUGAGAUUUGAACCUCUGAGACUAAAAAAGUGAUCGAAGCUCUUAGCCACUCAGCUGAAUUUUUUCUAAAUUCGAAAGUAAUUCAAAAAGUUUCUCCAAGUCCAAAAAUGAGCAGAGAUUUUUGAAGUUUGAGCUGGGCUUUUUUUGAAAUCCCACUGAAUUUUGCUUUUUUUUUUUUUGGUCACUGGAAUCCAACCUGUGACCUUUAGACAGGCUGCCAAGAAUCUUAGCCACUUUGCCAAUUUUUAAAUGAAGGAAAGAUACCCUUUUCAGCUUACGAAUGGCGUAGAAGCAGUUGAAAAAGGGAAAAAACUUUUUUUGAUUUUUAAUUUCUGUUAUUUGUGCUAUUUUUCGCUGUGAGAUUUGAACCUAUGUCCUUCAGAAUAAUAGUCGAAUCUCCUAGCCAUUCAGCUGAUUUUUUUCAAGUUCAAGAUUUUUGUUAUCCAUUCCUAGAAGCCGGAAAAUUCACAGUCGUGAGAUAUGAAGAUUUAAAAAACUGGUUUUUUGUUCCGGUUGAAUUUUGCAGUUUUAGUCGGUGGAGUCGAACCUAUGACCUUCAGAAAAAACUGUCAAGACUCUAAGCCACUUUGCUAGGCUUUAUAAUUACGGUUUUCGCUUUUUAUACAAUGUAAAGCAAGGGUUAGCAUUGAAAAACUUCAUUCAAAAUCAUUUUCGCAAGUUAUUUGUUCAUUUUUAGUUCUCAAAGUGCUUCCCGACAAGCUCCAAGCAGAAAUUGCCAUGCAAGUCCACUUUGAAACCCUCCGAAAAGUCCGCAUUUUCCAGGUUUCCUUGGAUUUUUCCCAGAUCCCACAAAAUAAUCAUUUUUAGGAUUGCGAAGCCGGUUUGUUAGCGGAAUUGGUGUUGAAACUGCAGCUCCAAGUAGGAAAUCAAAAAAAUGUCAAAAAAUUAAAUAAAUCUUGAGGUGUUCUCACCUGGUGAUUACAUCUGCCGGAAGGGUGAUAUCGGCCGGGAAAUGUACAUUGUCAAAAGAGGACGGCUGCAGGUGGUGGCUGACGAUGGAUUGCAGGUAAAAUUUGAAUAAAGAAGAAAAAGGCCGUGGUCGCACUUGGAAUGGCUUACGAAGCGUGGCGGUCAUGUCUUUUUGAGCAUUCCAUUUAUUGAAAAAUGGCGAACUUCGGGCCCAAAAAAAUCCUUUCAAGCUUCAGAAUUGAUGGGGAAGGGCUAUGUCAAUUUAUCAGAAAUAAUAAUCUUCAAAAAAAAGUUUUUAUGUCCUGAUCCGGACAAUUGAGAAGAGAAGUUUUCGAAUUUUUGAACGGAAAGUUCAUUCUCAACUUCAAUUUCGCCUCUUAAACCAAGCCAUUCCAAGUGCGACCGAAUUUCCUGUCUUUUUUAUGGAAAUAAAUUUAUUGUAGUAGAAAAAGUAUGUACUUUCUAAUAUUUUUUUGUCUUUUCAGAUUUUCGCAACGCUCUCAGAAGGAUCUGUCUUCGGCGAAUUGAGUAUCUUAAAUAUUGCAGGUAGGUUUGUUUAUUCAAUCUAAAUUUCAAGCGAAAAGGAAGGAUUUCCGUUUGGUAAGGGGAAAAAAACGAGCCAAAGUGACAUUUUAACCAUUUCCGUAUUACUGUAGUUGUCAAGUACGCAAGGGCAAGUGUCCACGUACAAAACAUUUUGAUACGCGCAAAGUGGCAUUUUUUUUGAAUAAUUUGUUUCUCGCUCAUUUUUUCUAUUUUGGUUAGUUUUCUUGAGUUUACUAAGAAGGUUUUUUUUCAGGAAGUAAGAAUGGUAAUCGAAGGACGGCCAAUGUAAGAUCAGUUGGUUACACGGAUCUUUUUGUCCUCAACAAAAAUGACCUCUGGAACGCGUUGAGAGAGUAUCCGGAUGCACGGAAGCUUCUGUUAGCUAAGGUUUUUGAUUUAUUUUUUUUUAAUUGUGUUUUUGAACUACACCGGUUUGAUACACUUGAGGUUAAAGUUUUGCAUACGGAUUUUUUUUUCGGGUUGAUGUAAUCAUUGAAAAUUUUUUUUUGUAUGUUUUGCCUGCAGGUAGAUGAUGAGAAGUGGAAAAUUUGUUUAUGUGAGGGAGAACUUACAAGUAAAAAACAACGGAGUGUAUAUAGGCUAAGAGGAGAAAUCUUGAAGAAUGUGGAAUGCUCCAGAAAAAAGAUGAAACUCAUUCCGCCUCAGCUUGUCCCGAUUUUGAUUCUCCUCCAAGGUAGAUAUCUUUCCGUUUAAACUCUCUCGUUACGCAUCUUUUGUUCAGCCUAAAUUGUCCGUUAUAUUAAAGGCGCAUACACAAAGUCAGGCCACGCGCAUCGAAGAGAAGCUUCUUGGAAGGAUUUUAAAGCUUGGAGGAAAACAAAAAUCGGGGCAAGCCUUUCGGGAAGCUUCCCUUCGAUGCGUUCGGGUUGUCUUUCGAUAUGCGCCUUUAACAUAGCGGAGGUUUUAGGCCAAAUAAAAGGCGCAAGGCCGAAGAGAAGCUUUUUGGAAGGGUUCUGUAGCUUGAAGGGAAGAAAAAUCGUGACAAGCUGGCGAAAAUGUUUUAAUGAAGACCGCCAUAAAGAACAAUCAGAGAUUUUUUUUGAGGAGAAACCAAUAAGUUUUUGUGACCGUUUUAAUAGUAACAGUUUAUUCAAUGUCAUUAUCAGACAUUAGGGAAUAAAAAAGACAAGAAAAGAAAUAUAGUCAUGUUCAUCUUAUUGACGGGGGAAAUAGCCAAUAAAUAAUAAAAUAUGGCUCACUUUGCUGAAAUCUGGUGUGGAGUCUCACUAUCAAGAAAAAAGACUCACAAUUCGGUUUUCAGGGUCGUGACAUCCUGAAAAAAGACAAUUUGUUGAUUGAAAAUGCGCCCGAAGAGCAACAAUCGGUGGAAGAAGUGGCGGAGCAGCUCAACGCCUCGGUCAAAAUCCUCCAACAUAGGUUAUUUUUGUAGACUUUUGAAAUAAAUCUUUGGGAAAAUAGGCUAGAAGUAUCAAUAAAAAAAUGAUAGUGAUAGAAUUUUACAGACUAUUUUUUCGAACGUCGAUAUUUGAAAUUUUUGGUUUUAAAGUUGGCAUUCUCAUGAAUAUGUCUUAAAAAUUGCGUUAGUUCCAGUUGAAUGGGAAGUAAACUUGAUGUAAACUUGAUGGGUUUUUAAGAAAAGUAACUGAAAAAUAUUUAUGCACAACUUUGUUGAAAAAAAAAACACUUCAAAUUCACUUAUUUGAGCCCUAAUUGGUUUCUGUCACUGCCUUGCAAUAGUUUUGAUUUCGGAAAGUUUAAAAAAAUCGAAUUUUGCUUAUAUUAAUUCUAUUUUAUCGAAGCUCUAGUUUUAUUUUGAACACUAGCCACUUUGCCGCGGAGAAAACCGUGAAAUUUGCCGAAAAUGGCUCGAAUCGAUAGGCGGCAGCGUUGGAGGAAUAACAAGACUGGAAUGGCAUCCAGAAAUGGUUGCUCACGCAGAGCAUGCACCAGUAGUGUAGCGGUAUCAUUGUACCCUCCCAAGGUACAGACCCGGGUUCGACUCCCGGCUGGUGCAAGACCUUUUUGCCAUUUUAUUAUGAAUGAUAAUUGAUGGGAAGGGCUGAGAAAACGCAUGGGGAAAUGAGUUUUGGGUCAUUUAUCGUUUGAAAUCUUUUUCUGGCUUAUUUUCCCUUUAUUUCUCAUAUUUUGAACACCACCGAAGUUAGGAAGAGUUUCAAAAAAGAGUCUUCAAAAAAAUCUUUUUAAAGCUCUUUUUAGCGGUUUUAUAGAUUUUUGUUUGAGAAAUUAUACGAAAAAAAGUAAAAAUUGUAAUGAGGAAAAGAUGAAAAUCCCUUUAAAAGGAGUGAAAGGCCUAUAAAAGCCUUCAUUUUUGAAAACUAUCGGCUUUAAAAUCGUAUUAAUUAGGUCAGAUUUUGUAAAGAAAAAAAUUUUUUUGAAUCAUCAAUUUUUUUGAAUUGUCUAGGAUCAUCUUGCGCACAUUAUAGAGUUACAAGUAUGGUCAAUAAUUUUUUUCUCAACCCUAAUUUUAUUUAAUUUGAUAUAUAUAUAUUGUAUGAUUUGCAACUUUUCUUGUCAAAUUUUCCAUUUUUUUUUCUCAUAAUCCCAUUUUCCUUGUAGAAUGGCCCGACUCAUCGGAGAGCAUUCGAGCACCGAAACCAAACUGAUGAAACGAAUCGAAAUUUUGGAAAAGCAACUCGCGAGGUGAGACUUGUUGGAUGUGAAAGAUGAAUGGAACAAAGGAGGGGAUGGAUACCAAGAAUUUCAAUGGAACGCGAAAAGCAAGGCGCGCAGAUGCUGUAAAAGAAACAAAGAUGGGAAACCGCAGAUGUGCUUUUUGAGAAUUUUUUUUAGAGAUUUUGAAGUUUGAAUGUUUGAAAGUUCUGAAGGAACACUUUGAAAUGCGCUGCCAAUGGUUCUAAAGCUUUUACUUAAAAAAUUCAAAAAUUAGAUAUUGAAGGAAUAAAUAUCUGCUGUUUUUGUAAAGUUUUUGAUUGUUAUAAUGCCGUGGUCGUUGUACUUUCCAUGAAAUUCUCUGAAGCCCCAAAAUUUAGUUAUCUUUUUCACUUUCUGAUGGCUAUUUAGAAUUUUGCAAAAUUGAACACGGCAUAAGCCUUAUAAGAGUUAAUUUUGAUAUGAAGAGAAUUUUUUCAUCGAACUUCAGCUUCAUUUUUUGCUUGGAGAAGAGGAAAAUCUUGAUUUUCGUCGUGAUAUAGCUCUUGCUUUCAUUUUAAAAAUUGGGAAAUCUCUUUUUCUUUGUGAAUCUGUCCAGUCACUUUCUUUUGUCCUACGAUUGGAACAAAAAAAUUUCUCGACAUUCGAAAAUUUCUGGCUUUUUUGAAAGGUCAACGAGACCUUUAGGUUGAGUGCGAAUGGACAUCGCCAUGGCCUAUGAUUCACGGUUACGUGUUUUCUUUUUUUUCUUUGGGAAAGUUUCUUGCGCUUUUUUGCUCGAAAGUAUGGCGGGAAAUGAAGAAGGACGCCUAGGAAAUGAGAACAAAUUAUUCAAGUUUUAACAUCAGAAAUACGCAUUUUAUCAACAUGAGAGCAUCAGAUCUAGAAAAUUAUGCAGAUAUUAUUUUAUUUUCAAGUUUAAAAUCUAGAUUUUGGCGGGCAAAAUACACCACUAGGUCGUUUCUAAAUGUAAAAGGAUAUUGAACUAUGGAUUUUCAAAGAAAUUUCGAAAAAGGCAAGCUUUUGGGUGAAGCAAUAUCUGUUUUCCUCGUCUAUACCUACCAAGCUACGAUAUCUUAUUACAUACGCAUCCCUUCAAACUUUUGCGAUUCAUUACGAUAAUUGCGCAACGCCGGAAGUCUUUCUUCACAUCUGGCGGAGGAGCAAAACUAUAAGCUACCCCAGUCACUGUAUUACAACGCAGAACGACAUCGUUUUCGUUGGUAGAGUCUGCUCAAAAAUCAUCAAAUUUACAAGUUUUUUUGGUUCCUGGGAAACUAGCAUCCUUGUAAGAUUUUCCUGCAUUUCUAGUGGGCUUAGAAGCUAAAUCGCGAAAAAAAGGGUUACCAGCGCCUUCUUGAAACUUUGGUAAUGUAAACCAGACGUGCCUCGGACGUUUCUAGGCUUUUCUAGUGAUCCCUCUAGCGUCAGCGCUCUUAAGUGUCUACUAAGAAUGCUCAGAAAAAUCCGGUUUGGGUUAUCAAGGUCGCAGUCUUUGGUUAUUGAUUCCAUAUUCAUUGAGGUCCAUGGCUCUUCUAAACAGUCGAGGAAAGAAUAAUUAGGAAGAUUUUUUUUAUUUAUUCAGUGCCUGACUUCUGUUCGCCAAGUCUUUGAUGACCAUACGAGUGCCCCCUCAUCGAAUCGUGAACUUCUAGGUACAAAGGCCUGGCCCGACGCCAGAAGAGCAUCCACGGCGUGUCUCUCGACGGGUCGGACGCUUUUGAUCGCUCGCGUAGCGGUCCUCGCCUCCGUCAUCAGAAGACUCAUGACGGCGGGGCGCCUUCUCGUCAUCAAGAUGAAACGGAGAAAUUGUUGACUUCAGAGACCUCUGAUGUGUGA